Messenger RNA from Ustilago hordei, 3252 nucleotides. RefSeq lists its product as uncharacterized. Gene Ontology annotation, biological process: generation of catalytic spliceosome for first transesterification step; mRNA splicing, via spliceosome. Gene Ontology annotation, molecular function: protein binding. The transcript has a single exon. Gene Ontology annotation, cellular component: Prp19 complex; U2-type catalytic step 2 spliceosome; post-mRNA release spliceosomal complex. The record is from RefSeq and is a predicted model, not a curated record. Lineage: Eukaryota; Fungi; Basidiomycota; Ustilaginomycetes; Ustilaginales; Ustilaginaceae. Bases 1 to 3252 code for a protein of 1083 amino acids.
AUGUCUCCGAAGAGGCGGUCAGCAAGAUCGUCCGCAGCAUCCCACAAUGUCGCGGAUUCAGUUCAGGCUCCACCGGUGUCCCCUGUCAAUGAGACUGUGACUGCAUUGACAGCCCUCUUCCCCAUCACCUCGCCAUUUCCGGAUCCAACGGCCGAUGAUACACUAAUCCCGCCUUCCGACGUGAUGCUGGAGCAAGAGCUGCUUCGAAACCCGGACAACUUUCGCUCUUGGACCUCGUAUAUCGACCACAUCAUCGACACCAACGUCGUCAAGCGUCCGCCGCCAGAUGUCUCCUUCACCAAAUAUAAAGCUUCCUUGCUUGGACCACUUGCUAGUAGCUCCCAGCGCAUAGCAUUACGGCGAAUCACCAGCAUCUACGAACGUGCACUAGCUCAGUUCCCAACACGCUACUCGCUCUGGCGUGACUACCUGCAAAACCGGUCUCGUUUUGUCCUGGGUGAGCCAAAAGGCGGAUUCGAAGCCAAACGUAAGCGCGACCUGCAAGCUGCUCGCGAGAAGAUCGACUUCGGCUCCACCCUGGUGGACUCGCAGGAGGAAGAUGACGACUUUGGUCCCGCCUACCGUGGAGGUCUCGACGGUGUGGUCGGGUGGCAGGAAUGGAAGAGCUUGGCUGCGCUGUACGAGAGAGCGCUAAUGUGGCUUCCAACAAUGCCUCGUAUUUGGCUCAACUACCUUGCUAUGUUCUUGCAUCCGCAAUGCCCUCCCACGCUAUCAUAUUCGCACGCCCGCCGCACCUUUGACCGAGCAUUACGGACAUUACCAGGAUCGCUGCAUCUUCGCAUUUGGAAGCUCUACCUGCGAUGGGCAGAACGUCGAGGCGGGGAGACAUGCCUACGAGUCUGGCGACGAUACUUGCGUGUCGACCCUUCGUUGACGGAAAGAUACGUUUCGAUACUGCUCGCACAGACGGAGGAUGAACAACACACCGAAGAGGCGGAAGAUGAAGAGGAGGCGGAAGAAGAAGGCCAAGGCCAAGGCAGGCGUACAGGUUCAAAGGCUCUCGAAGCGUCCAAGCUGCUUUUGGGACUCGCUCGAAGUGCCAUGGAUGGGUCGUACAUCAGCCCAGAAGGCAAAAGCCCGUAUCAACUCUUUAUCGAAUGGUUAGAGCUGACAGAGAGAUACCCUGAAGAAAUCGGUCUCGAUCCAGCAGAAGAGAAGGAGUCUCUACAUGACAAGAUCAAAUCAGCGGUAGCGACCACAUCAGCAAAUGGCAAGACCACCCAGCCGCAGAAUCGCCGCGGCAAAGGCAAAGCGACAGCAGCAGAAUCAUCAAAGAAGCAGCCUACGUCCAACGAGACCGAGACAGAUCCUCGCGAUCACACCCGCCUUAACGUGACAGCCAUCAUUCAGAGUGACGGCUUGGACCGAUUUGCGGACCAAUCGGGUCGGCUGUGGACAGGCUUGGCGACCUACUGGAUCAAGCGAGGAGAGUUUCAGGUCGCACGCGACACAUUCGAAGCCGGUAUGAAGGCAGUCAAGACUGUCCGCGACUUCACACAGAUCUUCGACGCCUAUGCAGAGACAAGCGAGAACGUGAUCGCAUUCAUGAUGGACGAGCUUGCCGAUGAAGGGGGAGACGAGGAUGCUGAUGAGGAUGACGAUGAACAAACGAGGGAAGAGAAAGAAGCGGAAUUGGAUCGUCGCAUGCAAGAGUUUGAGGAGCUGAUGGAACGCAGGCCUUUCUUGGUCAAUGAUGUCUUGCUGCGUCGCAACCCAGAUGAUGUGCAAGAGUGGGAAAAGCGUGUCAUGUUGUAUGGUGACAACGAUGAGAAGAUCAUCGAGACUUACCAAGAAGCGAUACAGAAGAUCAACCCACGCAAAGCCACGGCCAACUUCCAUCAACUCUUCCUCAACUUUGCUCAAUUUUACGAGUACGGGGGAUCCGCUGGUCUCGCGAAGUUGUCAGCAAACGGAGAGGAAGAGGAUGCAGCAGCAGCAGAGGAAGAGGUCGAAGGCGAUCUCGAAUCGGCACGCAAAAUCUUCGAGAAAGCAGUCACCAUUCCCUUCCGCCGCGUGGACGACCUCGCCGAAAUCUGGUGCGAAUGGGCCGAGAUGGAGCUGAGAGACUCUAAUUACGACGAUGCGAUCCGCAUCAUGGCACGCAGCGUGGCACCACCUCGCAACACGAAAGGCGUUCAGUAUCACGAUGAGACGCUUCCACCACAGACUCGGUUGUUCAAGUCGCUCAAGCUGUGGAGCUUCUACGUCGACCUGGAAGAGUCGCUGGGGGAUGUCGAGAGUACCAAACGCGUCUAUGAAAAGAUGCUGGAACUCAAGAUUGCCAAUGCGCAAAUCAUCAUCAACUACGCAGCGUUUCUGGAGGACAACAAAUACUUUGAAGAGAGCUUCAAGGUGUACGAGCGCGGUGUCGAGCUGUUCAUGUAUCCUGUCGCUUUCGAGAUCUGGAACGUCUACCUCAGCAAGUUUGUCAAGCGAUAUGGCGGUGCCAAGCUGGAACGCGCACGAGACCUGUUCGAGCAAGCCUUGGACAAGUGCCCCGCACGCUUCUGCAAGCCACUCAUGCUUAUGUACGGCAAGCUGGAAGAGGAGCACGGUUUGGCGAAGCGCGCGAUGAAGAUCUACGAUCGAGCAACACAAGCCGUCUCUACCGACGACCGUUUCGAAAUGUUUGUCUUCUACAUCGCCAAAGCAGCGGCCAACUUUGGCCUGGCCGCGACGAGACCGAUCUACGAACGCGCCAUCGAAUCACUGCCGGAUCGACAGACAGCCGACAUCUGUUUGCGUUUCGCAGAUCUGGAGCGGAAGCUGGGCGAGAUCGACCGGGCGCGUGCCAUCUAUGCACAUGCAUCACAGUUCUGCGAUCCACGCACUCACACCGAGUUCUGGAAGCAGUGGAACCAGUUCGAGAUCGAGACAGGAUCAGAGGAUACAUUCCGCGAGAUGCUGCGGAUCAAGCGAUCGGUGCAGGCGCAGUUCAACACGGACGUGUCGUACAUUGCUGCUUCAGCUGUCACCUCUGCUCAACACAAUCAGGCACAGCAGCAACAACAAGCACAGAGCAACGGCGCGUCAGAUGAUGUCGAUAUCAACGAUCCCAUGGCAAAGGUGGAAGCAGCCUCGAGAUCAGCAACACGCCAAGCUGCGUUCGUUGCUGCUAGCAGUACUGCGAGCGGUGCUCGAACAGCCAAUGCGGACAACGGCGAUGGAAGCGAGAACAAGAACGAGGAGGUGGUUGGUGGCGAUGACCAAGACGACGAUGAUCUGCUGUAG